Molecule: messenger RNA, 792 nt
Organism: Penicillium cataractarum
Lineage: Eukaryota; Fungi; Ascomycota; Eurotiomycetes; Eurotiales; Aspergillaceae
Product: phosphoglycerate mutase family protein
Exons: 4
Biological process (GO): ribose phosphate biosynthetic process
Molecular function (GO): sedoheptulose-bisphosphatase activity
Source: RefSeq, a predicted model, not a curated record
AUGAGUAUGCCCACGACCUCUGCUCGCAUCUUCCUCGUCCGCCACGGCGAGACAGAUUGGAUCACCGGGGGAAAAUUCGCCAGUCGAACCGACGUCCCCCUAUCUACAAUGGGUGAACGAGACGUCGAAUUAAUCCGUGAGCGUCUCGUCGCCGAAAACGAAAUGAUUGAUCCAACGGGUGUAGCCAAAAUCUACUGCUCCCCACGAAGCAACGCCCGCCGCACAGCUGAAAUCCUUAAACUAGGAAUCCACAAUCACCUACAUUUCUUGGACCGCGAGACGGGGAAGACAUUCAAGACCGAGUCGCAGAUUAAGGGGGAGACGGCGGAUGCGUAUAUCCAUUUAACCAAGUGGUUAGAAGAGUGGGAUUAUGGGGAUUACGAGGGGUUGACGUUGCAUGGGAUUAAGGAGGCGCGGAUGAAGCAGUUUGGGGAUCCAACUUGGGAUAUUUGGAGGGAGGGGUGUCCUGGUGGAGAAUCCCCCCAACAAGUCAGCGACCGUCUAGACGAACUCAUCGCCGAAAUCAAAUCCGUUAUCGAGGGGAACUCGGCUACCUGGCCCGGCGGCCAGAUUAUUUCUCAUCGCAGCCAGCAUGCGCAGGAUAUCGUUUGUGUAGCCCAUGGACAUAUUCUGGCUGCGAUGGCGAUUCGGUGGGUUGGUUUGCCGUUGGAUACGGGGAUGAUGAGGUUGAUUUUUGAGCCGGGGGGUGUAGCUGUAUUAGGGUUUGAGCAUGAUAAUAUCAAUCAGCCGGCUAUUGUAGUGGGGAGGAAGCCUGGGCCGUCGGAUCGGAUG